GAACAGAGAGCUCAUGCGUGCUAGCUAAGCUCCGGAUUACACCCACCCGCCGUGGAUUGCGAAUUGCUACUACCUAACGAUCAAUCGAUCUGUCCAAAUGCUAGCUAGUUGUUGCAAAUUUUGCUAGCUUAGCUAGAGCUACUACUACAUGUAUAUAUAUGCAAGCUCAUCUGCACCUAAUUAAUCUCAUCACCAUCGAAUCAUCAGCAUACACACGAUGGCGUCCCAACGCCGGCGAUCAUCUGCCACCGCCGUCCUCCUCUCCUUGCUACUGCUCCUCCAGUUGGCCGCCGCCUAUCCUCAAGGAAAGAGGCAGAACGUCGCCGUCUUCUGGGGCCGCAACAAGGCCGAGGGCUCGCUCCGGCAAACCUGCGACACCGGCGACUACAACAUCGUCAUCAUCUCCUUCCUCAGCGUCUUCGGCCACGGCAAAUACUGGCUCGACCUCUCCGGCCACGACCUUCGCGACGUCGGCGCCGACAUCCGCCACUGCCAGUCCAAGGGCGUCUACAUGCUCCUCUCCAUCGGCGGCGACGGCUACCAAUACUCCCUCCCUUCCUCCAAGUCCGCCGCCGACGUCGCCGAAAACCUCUACUACUCCGUCCUCGGCGGCGACCGCCCCGGCGCCUUCCACCCCUUCGGCGACGACACCAUCGUCAACGGCGUCGACUUCUUCAUCGACAACGGCCCAGCCGACCACUACGACGACCUCGCCAACCGCAUCAACGACUACAACCAGAACAUCCGCGACCCCAUCGGCAUCAUGCUCACGGCGACGGUGAGGUGCUCCUACCCUGACCCGAGGAUGAAGGCGGCGCUGGACACCAAGCUGUUCCGGCGCAUCCACGUUCGCUUCUACGACGACCCGAGCUGCUCCUAUAACCACGCCGGGCUCGCCGGCGUCAUGGCGCAGUGGAACAAGUGGUCGGCGACGUACCCCGACGGGCAGAUCUUCCUGGGGGUCGUCGCGGCCAACUUGACGGGGAAGAACGACAUGGUCGCCGUCGGCGAGCUCCGCGACAAGCUGCUGCCGGCGGUGCAGAACACGGAUACGUACGGAGGAGUGAUGCUCUGGAACAGCUACUACGACUCGCUCACUCACUACGGCCGAUACGUCAAGGACUUGGCUUGAUAUAAUUAAUUAAACUCAAAUCAACCAAUAAUUACUUGAGCCCGUGCAUGCAUGCAUGCAGCUCAAUCACUAUCUCAGUAAUUACGGCGUCAUGUGUUUGAUAUAGGAAAGUAAUCCCUACGUAGGCCAUUCUCAACCCAAUGACUAAGAUGGUGUCUAUAGCAUUAAAUAAGGUGCCACCUAGAAUGAAAAAUGAUGUGACAAGUAAAUAAAUGAGGAAAGAGAAGGAAAUCAUGUCUUGCAUGAGACAUGGUUUCUACACAACAUCCAAGACAUCAUGUGAGAUAAUGAGUAUUAAAUUUAAGUAUGGAAUAGUAGUGUUUGCAUUGGAAGAGUGGCGUCUAGUACUAGUUUCUUGAUGAUGUGGAGUUUAUGAAAAUCAUGUUUUGGGUUGGGAUGUUGUUUUUCUUUUGACCUAGCUUGCUAGCGAAAGCUAGUGUUAAUUACAUUUUUAAUUUGUCAUAAAUGCAUGUGUGAUCGAUGUGUCCUUAAUUA
Molecule: messenger RNA, 1627 nt
Organism: Oryza sativa Japonica Group (Japanese rice)
Lineage: Eukaryota; Viridiplantae; Streptophyta; Magnoliopsida; Poales; Poaceae
Product: xylanase inhibitor protein 1-like
Biological process (GO): carbohydrate metabolic process
Cellular component (GO): extracellular region
Molecular function (GO): chitinase activity
Source: RefSeq, a predicted model, not a curated record